Messenger RNA from Williopsis jadinii, 1003 nucleotides. RefSeq names its product Ies2p (gene IES2). Gene Ontology annotation, cellular component: Ino80 complex. The transcript has a single exon. The record is from RefSeq and is a predicted model, not a curated record. Gene Ontology annotation, biological process: chromatin remodeling. The coding region runs from base 40 to 975 and encodes 311 amino acids. Lineage: Eukaryota; Fungi; Ascomycota; Saccharomycetes; Phaffomycetales; Wickerhamomycetaceae.
CAGGGGCAGAGUGACACAACUAAGCAGUCAGUGGUUGUGAUGUCAGACUCAGAGCUCAGUAGUGUUGAUGCGUCGGAGGACUACCUCUCGCAGGAGGAGGAUGAGUUCCGCGAGGACGAGGACGAGGACGAGGAGGAUAACGGUGCUGGAGAGGAGGAGGAUGACGAUUUUGAACAAGUUGAUGAUAGGUACGACGACGACGACGAUGACGACCUUGAAGAGGAUAACGAGAGGGCAGUUGCUAAGCGUGGCAAACGGAAGUUACAAGUGAAGUUGACGCUGUCGAAAGGAGCAAAGAAAGCCACCAAAGGUGACGGUAAACAGCCCAAGAAGAAGCAGCCCAAGACCAGAGGUGGUUUCAUUAGAGUAGUCCCGAGGAUGAGGAGAACUGUGAAUACCGUGACGGAGAGGCAGCCGACCAGAACCAGCGGACGCUCAACAAAGAAGACCACGAGCUAUGCAGAAUCAUACGAUGACGACUUUGAAGACGAGAGCGAGUACGGCAACGAUGAGAACGAUGUGAUACCAACGCCUGCGCUCGACGAGGAGGACCUCAGCGAGGACGACGAAGAGGCCACUCCUUCAGCAGACGUGACAAAGAUGACCGAGAGACAGAGGGCGAUGUUCUUGAGCGAGGAGAGCGAGACCCCUCAGCCUGCACAGUUGAUAUCGUUGAGCAACGGUGUAAGCAAGAAGCGUGUGUUGUCCGAGGAGGAGAACCAGCUAAGGAAAGCAGAGAUUGCUAGAAAGAGAAAGAACCUAUCCGAGAAGAAACUCGAAGAGGAGAAACAGGAUACCAUCAACAAAUUGCUCAAGAGAAGGGCUGGAAAGGCCAGCUCUGCGCAGUUAGAGGAGGAUGAAGAGAACUUACUCAAGGACAAGCCUAGAAGACCGCAGUUGGAGCACAAAGCGUUGUUCACAUGGGUCUCUAAAGGGGACUCAUUAGCGUUGAGAGUACCUGAUCCACUUCUUUAAAGGCUUCAAUGGCACAGGGAUGACUGUA